Suillus paluster is the source of this 1038-nucleotide messenger RNA. RefSeq names its product Prp18 domain-containing protein. Gene Ontology annotation, biological process: generation of catalytic spliceosome for second transesterification step; RNA splicing. The coding region runs from base 1 to 1038 and encodes 345 amino acids. The transcript has 7 exons. Gene Ontology annotation, cellular component: U4/U6 x U5 tri-snRNP complex; U2-type post-spliceosomal complex; U5 snRNP. Lineage: Eukaryota; Fungi; Basidiomycota; Agaricomycetes; Boletales; Suillaceae. The record is from RefSeq and is a predicted model, not a curated record.
AUGGAUGCUCUCAAAGCUGAAAUUGCACUCAAGCGCAAGGCCUACAUGCGUCGCGGUGAACUCGAGCGCAUGAAAGAAGAAGAAGAACGGCAAGCACGCGAAGAGAGAGAAAAAGAAAGGGCUGCAGAAGUAGCAGCAGAGAGGAAUGCUGCGCUAGCAAGAAACGUGCAGAAGAAAAAGGCUGACACUUCCUCGCGCUCCACUUCUAACACUCCUUUGCCGGAAAGCCGCGACACAGACUCGCCAAUCCUAGAGAGUGCAUUUAACAUCCCAAACAAUGAAACUAUCCGCCGACUGCGAGCCAAAGGCCAGCCGAUCCGACUCUUUGGUGAAAGCGACCGUGACCGGCGCUUGCGUUUGCGUGCUCUCGAACUCAUAGAAGAGCGUGGGCAUGAGAAAGCUGGCACGAAUGAUUUUAGGAAGGCACUGGAAGAUGUUGAGAGCGUAGAGAGGGAACUGCGAGCCAAGAACGAUAAGGGGAAGAAGAAGGAUGAUGGAGAAGUGAACAACAGCACUGGGAGUGUAGCCAUGGUGGAUUUGGAAUUGAUAAAGACAGACCCGGAUAAGUUGUACCCCAUCAUAUACUACGCACUCAAGCGGACCCUCAAGGAGUGGGAGGAGGCGAUGAAUGAACGACCAGAAAACGUCAAGCGGACUCAUCAGGGUAAACUGGCUGCAGCAACACAAGUUCAGUCUGCCGAGUAUCUGAAGCCACUGUUCAAGACACUUCGUUCACGGAAUUUACCGCCGGACAUGCUUGCACGCAUAGCUGAAAUAGUUUAUCACAUGCAAAAGCGGCAAUACCAGAGAGCGAACGAUUCAUACCUUCGGCUAUCUAUUGGUAAUGCGCCAUGGCCGAUCGGGGUUACGAUGGUGGGUAUCCAUGAACGUUCCGCUCGUGAAAAGAUCUCUACAGACCAGGUUGCGCACGUGUUGAACGACGAAGUGAGCAGGAAAUAUAUACAGAGCCUUAAGCGGCUCUUGACAUUCUCUCAGACAAAAUACCCACCAGAGGAUGUUUCGCAGCUUAUGGGAUAG